Messenger RNA from Cavia porcellus (domestic guinea pig), 1710 nucleotides. It is a transcript of the gene Ccdc166, whose product is annotated as coiled-coil domain containing 166. The transcript has 2 exons. The record is from RefSeq and is a predicted model, not a curated record. NCBI's taxonomy places the organism in Eukaryota, Metazoa, Chordata, Mammalia, Rodentia, Caviidae. Bases 305 to 1624 code for a protein of 439 amino acids.
GAAUCAGGGAGUCCAGUCGUUGCCAAAGUAACAGGAACCAGCGGGGGAGGAGGCCUAAAUUCUAUCUCCAUGGAGACUGCAGGGGCUGAACACCGACACUGCUAAUAUUGGACACAUCCCAAAGGUCAGCCAAGAUCGGGAGGUCAGUAGAGAACAGGUUAACGACACUGCCCUCAUCCCUCCUUUGCGACCCGUUCUGAGGCCUGGCCCUAGAAUUUUAGGGCUGGGGAAUAGGAGAGCUUGAGCUGGGGAAGUGGACAGUGGUCGGUGACCUCACGAAUCCUUAAACCCCAGGCCUCAACCCAUGACGCCCAAGAAGAAACGGAUCGCUGGGCGCCGGGGCGAAGGUGCUGAGCUGCCACAGUCAGAGCGCUUGCAGUACCUUCAGCGCGAGUACGCGCUACUCUCAGAGCAGCUGGAAGCCUAUGAGGAGCGCGUGGACCAAGUGCUGCGGGAAAACGCCUUCCUGGACCGCGAGGCGCAGCGCUUGCGCGAGGAGAACCGACUUUAUGCCAGCUAUGUGAGCGCCCACGCGCAGCGCAGUGCCCAAGCCAUCGUGGGGUUGGACGAGCAGAACCGCGUGGACUUGGCGCAGAUACAGGGGCAGCGAGCUGAGCUCGCUUCGAUCUACCGUGGGCGCGAGGAAGGGGUUCGUGCGCAGCUGCUGGACAUGGAAGCACGCGCGGCCCAGACGGUGCAACGGGUGCAGGAGCUGCAGCCCUACAAGGAGUUGCAGUUGGAACAACUGGCGCGGAUCCGGACGCUGGAGCGUGAGCUGCUACACCAGCGCGUGGAGCACACUGAGCUCCUGCAUCGCGAGAAGCGUCGCUUCUUGCAAGACAAGGCGGCCUUUGAACGAGAGGCGCGCCAGAGCGUGCAGACCCUGGCAAGGCGCGCCGAGCGAGAUGCUGUACGUGCGCUCAUCGCACACACGCAGGCCAUCAAGGCUGACAACGGAUACCUGCGGCAGGAGCUGCUGUGGCUGCUCCGCCGGGCCCAGCUACUGCGCGACAUGCGAUACCAGCUGCUUCAGCAGCGUGAGCAGCUGCGGCAUGAGCACGAGGACACGAAAAGCCUAGCGCGCCUGCACAGCUGGCUGCGCAGGGGACCCGAGGGCCCGCCGCUCUGGCAGCCGCCCACCCCUUCCCAGCCUACCUCGCGCCCUGCGUCGUAUUCUUCCACAGGCCCCUCACGUGUGGCCUCCAGGGCCCCAUCUGUAGCCCGGCCCCAGGUACCAUGGGUGGUCUCCUCAAGGACAGCUUCCAGGGUUCCCUCUUUGCGACCGCACGCGACUUCUCAGGUCCAGUCCUUGGUCCCAUCUCUAGCUGUUUUGCAUGAGGCCUCUGGCCCCUGGUCCCCGCCCCCAUCCCAGACAGGGUUGAGCUCAGGCUUCCAGGUCGCAUCCCUGACCCCCUCCUCAAGCUCCAAAACCUUGUCUCUAACGCAGUCACUUGAGGGCUCUGGACACUCCGCCCUUCCAGAUACUUCACAGAACAAGCUCCCCUGUGGCAAGUCCAGCCCCAAGCUUCCCUCAGGGCUGGCCCAGGGUGCAGCUUCUCUUAGCCCACAGUCAGAGGGUGUAGACUCUGUUGCUGCACCAGAGGUUGCCCCGGGGCAAUUCUGAACCCUACCUAGAAGGCCUGUGUUGGGGAGACCAGCAGAUAGCUUCCCUGGUUCCCAUGAAUGGCAAUAAAGGUGUGGCUCCAUGCC